GAAAUGGGAAUAUGUUAAAAGAGGAGUUGAAUUCCUCUUGCAAAUACGAUGCGCUUAUUUGAAGCUCUUUUUUCAACAGGCACAACACUACACAACAGUCAACAAAGAUAGAGUCACAACACUCGAGCUAGACGCAUGGAACUACCGAUCCCAAACAAGGUGAAGAAGCUAUGGGAUUCAUGGCAUCUUCGGGGGCUUAUCAUCUUAAGCCUUUUUCUCCAAUCUUUCUUGGUGUUGUUCGGUUGGCGCAGACAGAGAUCUAAAAGCACAUUCCUUCUCUUCUUUAUCUGGUCGGCUUACUUACUUGCAGAUUGGGUUGCUACCGUUGCCAUUGGCGCAAUCAUCAAAACACAAACUGACCUUUGUGAUCAGCCAAAGGGAGGUAUGGGAGAUGACCUCUUGGCAUUUUGGGCUUCGUUUCUGUUGCUUCAUCUUGGUGGCCCUGAUAGCAUUACUUCAUAUGCUCUUGAAGACAACGAGUUUUGGCUUAGACACUUUCUGGGACUCGUAUUGCAAGCCAUGGCUGCAGCUUAUAGUUUAUAUUUGACAAUUCCCACCAACAAGCUUUGGCUCCCUUCUGUUCUAGUCUUUGUGGUUGGAAUUUUCAAGUAUGGAGAAAGAACCUACGCUCUAUAUCUUCCAAGUUUCGACAGUUUUGGAUCCACUGCCAUGAGGGAUUCUUCAUUGACGAGAUCAGGAAAACCAAUGGUGCCAAUUAGCACUAUGCAACAACAAGCCUCCUCUACGACAAUUCUUAUUCCACCAGCUGAAGUUCUAAAGUUACCUGACUUAAAAAAUUUAAAUGACAUGCAACUACUAGAGGUAGCAUGCAAGCUCUUUGGACACUUCAAGGGACUAUUUGUUGAUAGAUUUCUAAGCUUGGAUGUUCGAUCAUCAUCCCGGAGUACCUUUUUGGAGGCCGAUCACACCAGUGCUUUCAAAGUGGUUGAGAACGAGCUAAGCAUCUUGUAUGAGGCUCUUCACACCAAAGUGAUUGUGGCCUGUCGAACACUUGGCUUCACGCUUCGUUUUAUAAGCUUCUGUGCCAUUUUGGGAGCUUCUUUACUCUUCUUGUUCACUGAAAAGCACGGUGAUGAUCUUGAUAAGUUUGACAUCAAGAUUACUUAUGCCUUGCUGAUUUGUGCCAUUGUUCUUGAUUUCAUGUCUUUUGUUCAGAUAGUUUCUUCAGAUUGGAGUCCUGGGGCCCUGAAAGGCACUUGGAGGAGAUAUAUUCCUUCGAUCAUAUUCAAAAGAAGAAGAUGGUCAGAGUCAAUCUCCCAAUAUAACAUGAUUAGUUAUUGCCUCGAUGAACGUCCUAUGUCAGUAUUUUACAACUUGGCUGGAUAUUGUCAUGCAAGGGAAAUUGCAGAAAAGAUUAAGAUUUCACUCUUUUCGUCGUCGGAGAAGGUCACUGACGAGUUAAAGAAGUUGGUUUUCAAUGAGCUAAGAACGAAAUCUGAAAAAAAAAGCAAUGCAGAGGAUGUACUAACGGCAUGUGUACACAGAGGUCAUUGCGCUCUCUCAUCUCCUCGCUGUAGCAACCUUCAAUGGAGUGUCAAGAUGUUUGAGUAUGAGGAAACUCUUCUUUUAUGGCAUUUAGCUACUGAGCUCUGCUAUCAUAAUAAGGAAACAAAAGACAAGGAGGCCAUUGCUAAAACUAAAGGAAUCUCCAAGGUUCUUUCAGAUUACAUGUUCUAUCUUUUGGUCAUGCAACCUUCAAUGUUAUCUCCCGUUCUGGGUAAUUGGAACGUUGUCUUCCAAGAUACAUGUGAAGAAGCCAAUAGAUUUUUCCAUAAGUUUGACAAGAUAUCACUAUCAUCAUCAUCAUCAUCUUAUCGUGGUGAUUAUUCAAAAGCCUGCGAGAAACUCCUGUCAGUGGAAACAAAAUCCGAUAAAUUAGCUGCUGCAGUGAAGCAAUUCAAAAGCAAAUCAGUGUUGUUCGAUUCAUGUUACCUUGCCAAAGAGCUCCAAAAAAUGGAGGACCAGUGGGAGGUAAUGGAUCGAAUGUGGGUGGAACUAAUGUGUUAUGCAGCAAUUAAUUGCUUACCAAUUGUCCAUGCUCAACAACCAAGCAAGGGUGGAGAGCUAUGGACCAUCACUUGGUUGUUAAUGAACCAUCUUGGUUUGGGACUUCAGUUUCUCUACAUGAACGAAUAAGAAUAUAAGAUUGGAGUACUUAUAGAAGGCACCUUCACAUUUUGGAGCCCCCUAAUAGAAUUAUAUUUAAGGUUCUAUAAUUUUUUUUUAAUUUAACUAUUUGUUUUUUAUUUUAACCCAACUUCUAGAAGUCCUUAGACUUGAGAUGAGAUGCCCUAUAUUUGGGCCAUGCCUGCCUGAUUUAUAUAAAGUGACAUACUUGAAGAUGUAAAUUGCAACUAAAACAUCAUAAUUAAUUAAUAUAUGUUAGUAUUGGGUGGAAAGUCACCACUGCCUCUAA
Messenger RNA from Humulus lupulus (European hop), 2437 nucleotides. RefSeq lists its product as uncharacterized. Bases 136 to 2157 code for a protein of 673 amino acids. The transcript is spliced from 2 exons. The record is from RefSeq and is a predicted model, not a curated record. Lineage: Eukaryota; Viridiplantae; Streptophyta; Magnoliopsida; Rosales; Cannabaceae.